GAACUUCAGAAGUGCCUUCGAUUAGUCUGCGAAACUGUCUGGAAAUGAGCCAGUACGUAGUUAGUAAAUGUGUACGGGGGAAAUCAAGAAAUCGAGCGAAACAACUAUUCGUCAGAUUAACACUUUCUCCUCAUUCUCUCUUAUUUCAUCCUGUGAGUUCAAAUGUCUUCUUUCAUUCAUAGUUCAUUUCAAAACAUAGUAGGCUGUGGGGUGCACGUAAUCAGUUUGAGUUAAAUGAAUUUUGGGUUAGUUUACUAGAAAAAGCGUAUGCAAAAUUAAAUGGAAACUAUGCCAAUCUUGGUGGAGGAUUACCGGUCAAUGCAUUAACUGAUAUGUCUGGGGGUAUUGAACAACGUUUUGAAUUUAAAUCGACUAUUCAACAUUCGCAUUUAGUUAAAGAAGAUCUAUUCGAUUUUAUCAAAAGUUGUAUUGAUUAUGGUUCAUUGUUAGCAUGUAGUAUUAAUGCAGCAUCGAGUACAGCUGAAAUGAUACUCGAAAAUGGUCUAGUUAUCGGUCAUACAUAUUCAAUCACACAUUAUUAUAUUAUACCAACAACAAAAGAGAAUGAUAAUACUCUAGCAAAACGAGCAAUAUUACGAUUUCGAAAUCCGUGGGGAAAUUCAAUUGAAUGGAAGGGUAAAUGGGGUGAUGCAGAUCCCAUUUGGAAUUCACUUGACGCAGUCACAAGAAAACGUCUGAGUAUUCGACGAAGAGAUGAUGGAGAGUUUUGGAUGGCUUUCGAGGAUUUUUACAAAGAAUUUGAUGUAAUGGAAGUUUGUCACAUUUCUCCGGAUACCUACGAUGAAAUUAGUUUGGAUACUGAAGAUGCUGAACAUCAUUGGCGUCUAUGGUUUAGUACUGGUACAUGGAGAGCAGGAGAAAAUAGUGGUGGAUCAUGUGCUACUCCGGGCUGUCGACAUCACUGCUACUAUUGGCGAAAUCCACAAUUUGUUCUUGAGUUAACAUCGUGUAGACGAAACCGAAAUCAAUUGUGUCAGUUUAUCGUAGCACUAAUGCAGAAACCGAAAGGAAAUGAUGUUAGUUUGAUAACUGAUGAACAAUACAUUCAAAUACGAAUAUUUCGUAUUAAACCAUACGUGAAAAUAUUCGAUAAAAAAGUAUAUGGACCUGAUGAUGUUGAACGAAUUGAAUCAACAGGUCCGUACGUCAAUCGACGAGAAGUCUCCUUAUUAUUGAAAACUAUGAGUGGUGCCUAUUUAAUAAUACCGUCAAUGGCCGAUGUUGAUGUUGAACAAGAUUUUAUUCUAAGAAUAUUUAGUGAAGAUACAAAUGUUGGUCGAACAUACGUGAAUAUAUUUCGAGAUGAUGAUGAUGAAGAAACAAAAAGAAAUUUGCUGCAACAAUAUGCAGCGAUCGAUGCACAAAUUUCUAAAAAAUCAUCAUUAUCAUUUCAAUAUAUUCGAACACUUUUUGGUAGUCGAGAAAAUGUUGAUAUACAACCGAAUGAUCCCUCAAAACAAUGUGAAGACGAACAAGUUGAUAAAAAACAAACUAUACUCAAAAAGAAUUCUAAAUAA
Molecule: messenger RNA, 1538 nt
Organism: Didymodactylos carnosus
Lineage: Eukaryota; Metazoa; Rotifera; Eurotatoria; Philodinida; Philodinidae
Source: the annotation of a GenBank genome assembly